CAGUUCCGGGUCAAGGUUACAAUCAGGGGGGGGAAAAAAACGUUCAGUUUUUUUACGGCAUGCGCGUGGUGUUGAGCUAAGCUAGUUGAGGUUAGCUAUUGACUAACCGUCACUAACGUCGGUUUGCUGUUUUUGAGUUUGUUGAAAUUGUGUCUCAUCGGUGACAACAGUGUACAUUAGAACAACACCACUAGAACUUCCCCAGCAUUGGCUAGCUGACGUUACGGUUGAAUGUGAAAAGUUUAGGCGGUUGGGAUAACGUCAGCCCCGCCUAGGCUGUGUGUAUAUUAACGCGGUAAACCUGUGCUACUGCCAUUGCCGGGAGUGUAAGAAAAAUCGGCAAGAUAUACUGAAAUAAAACGGAUUUCCCACUGCAUCUGCUCUCAGCAAGAUCUGGGAAGGCUCUGUCAUCGUCCGUGAACCUCAAAAUACAACAGACACAAUAACAUUCAGUGCUCAAACGUCUGUGUUGAUGAGAGGUGACAAAUCAUGGGAAGCUGGAAUUCAUGAAACUGCCAAAAUGUCUUCAGUCCAAGGACUCCCUACACAUGGGUCAGAUGUAACAAUUCUCAUAACCAGGUUUCACUUGCAUCCCCAUUGUGCGCUUGUGGAGUUUUGGGGAACAUUUUGCCAGGAGAGGACCUCAGAUUAUGAGUGCCUUGCCAAAGACAUUCAAUUGCCUGGAAACACAUUUCAAGAGUUUGAAGGAAAUCCUGGUGAUCAGUGCUUGGUUCAGAUUGAUGGUACUUGGUACAGGUCACGCAUAGUCUCAACAAAUGGCUCGAAAUACAGUGUGUUCCUUAUCGACAAAGGAAAGACAUGUAGCACCACAACAAGUAAGCUUGCCUGGGGCAAGAAGAAGCACUUCCACCUGCCACCCGAAGUGGAAUUUUGUGUGCUAGCUAAUGUGUUGCCAGUCUCGCCUGAGAACAGAUGGUCUCCUAUGGCUCUCGAAUUUCUGAAAUCUCUCUCCGGGAAGUCUGUGAAGGCACAUGUGCAAGAUGUACUGGUGGCGCACAGAACAAUUCUCCUGCACAUCCCUUGCAUAUCUAAACAAAUGUAUGAGAUGGGAAUUGCCAAGAAGCUGUCUCCAGAUGUGUUUCAUGACUUUGUUCUUAGGUCGCUGCAUUCCAACAGUGGGGCUGAAGUGGCUCUAGAGACUUGGAUCUCUGCUGGAGCAGGUGAGCGACUUCACAAGAAAGAGGUCUUCAUGUACCCUGAGCUGCCAACAGGAACUGUGGAGACCGUCAUAGUCACAGAAGUGACAAAUCCGCAGCGGAUCUUUUGUCAGUUGAAGGUCUUUUCGCUGGAGUUGAAGAAACUCUCAGGGCUAAUCACACAGUGCUGUGAGGGCAGAAUAAACAAUUGCAUUGUAAGUCCCGAAAUGAUUGGGUCUCCGUGUGCUGCAAGAGGAAGUGAUGGCAGGUGGUACCGCUCUGUUCUACAGCAGGUAUUCCCAACCAACAAUGUGGUGGAAGUGUUGCACGUUGACUAUGGAACAAAAGCACUUGUUCAAGUGGAGAGUGUAAGACCACUGGCUGCAGAGUUCUUCAGGAUGCCCGUUGUGACUUACGUCUGUUCCCUCCAUGGAAUCCUUGACAAAGGGGUUGGAUGGACUACCAGUCAGAUUGACCAUCUCAGGGCCCUUCUCCUGCAAAAGACAGUGAUUGCCAAAUUUGAAUACCAAAGCAUCUUUGAGGGCGUUCACUAUGUCACUCUUUAUGGGGAUGAAAACACAAACAUUAACCGCUUGUUUGGUUCCAAGGAGAGCUGUUUACUGGAGAGUAAAAAAACACAUGGAGAUUAUGCCAUCUGUAACACUGCAUACAGCCAACAGCGUUCGGCUCAGCUGGAGAGUGAAAAAACACUUGGAGAUUAUGCCAUCCAUCGCACUGCAUACAGCCAUCAGCAUCCAGCUCAGCAAGAAGGAAAUCAAAGAAAGGUGCUAACUCCUGGAAAGGAUGCAGAGGAAAAAGAAGGGAAAGGCAUAGUAGGAAAGUUGCCAGCUGAAGACCUUGCUCUCAGUUCGUCGCAUGUGGCAGUUGUUCCGCACGUAUCUGACCCAUCACAAUUUUGGAUCCAAACACAGAACUAUGCAAAUGAGUUGGAUCAACUGAUGGAGAGCAUGUACCAUCUAUACAAAGAUUCAGUUACUACAAAUCUGGUGAGAAAUCCAACUGUUGGGCUCUACUGUGCUGCCAAGGCAGCCGAUGGGGAGUUCUAUAGAGCAACUGUGGUUGAAGUUGGUGAGACAAAAGUCAAGAUGUUCUUUGUUGAUUAUGGAAACACUGAAGUGGUUGACAGGAAUGACGUCAAGACCCUCUUUGAUGAGUUCAAAAAGCUGCCAUGUCUUGCACUGAAAUGCACCCUGGCUGGUGUCAGGCCGAAAGAUGGCAGAUGGAGUCAAAGUGCCUGCGAGUUUUUCAUCAAAGCAGUUACAGAUAAAGAACUAACUGUACACGUGAUGGCAAAAGACAACAAAGGCUAUGUUGUCCAACUAACAGACCCUCAAGCUCAGGGAGAAAAAGAUCUUAGUACACUGAUGUGUAGUUCUAGCCUUGCUGAAAGUGCUGAAACACAGAUACAACCCAUAGCUCAAAUGACCACGCAACCUGCUAUUCCACCACAACUCCCAGAUGCCAGGCUAUUAGGUGUACACGGGAACAAAAUAAUGCCUUUACAAGCCCUAAACACCGUUGGCCCUGCCAGUACUGAACAAAUUCCCAUAUACAAGCAGCACAUGUUUCCCAUUGGAAGUGUCCUUGAUGUCUGUGUGUCCUACGUCAAAAGCCCAAAUGACUUCUGGUGCCAACUAGUACAAAAUGCAGGGCGCUUGAAAUUGCUCAUGCAAGACCUACAGGCUCAUUAUGCAGGCACUGAGUUUCAUCCCCUUUUGGAAAACACUUGUGUUGCUCGCCACCCUGCCAAUGGUAUGUGGUACAGGGCCCUUGUAAUUCAGAAACAUAAAACGCCUGAUGCGGAUGUGUUGUUUGUUGACUACGGCCAGACGGAGACAGUCGCCAUCUCUGACCUGAGGAGGAUCAGCCCACAAUUCCUCGCUCUGCAUGCCCAGUCUCUUCGUUGCAGUCUCUUAAACCCUGUUGACCCCACGUCUGCCAUAAAUGAGUGGAAUGAAGAAGCAAUGGCCAAGUUCCAGAGCUUUGUGGAAACAGCGGCAUCCAACUUAGUGAGUUUAAAGUGCACCAUAUAUGCUAUCAUGUACAGUGAGCAGAAGAUUGUUUUCAACAUUGUGGAUCUAGAAACUCCCUUCGAGAGUAUCUGCACCACUAUGGCCAAUCUAUUCAAAAGUGCACCUCCCAAGAAAGCUGCUGGGCCAUCUUUCCGUCUGGACACAUACUAUUUCUCAACACACAACGUCAAAGUUGGAACUGAGGAACCGGUCACAGUGACAUGUGUGAACAGUGUUAGUCAGUUCUACUGCCAGCUCGAGAGGAAUGCUGAUGUGAUAAAAGAUCUAAAUAGCAAAGUGAGAAAUCUCUGUCAUCAGCUUGAAAAUGUAAAGCUCCCUACAGUCUUUGGCACUUUGUGCUUUGCAAAGUACACUGAUGGGAAGUGGUACAGGGGACAGAUCAAGGCCACAAAGCCAGCGAUUCUGGUUCACUUUGUGGAUUAUGGUGACACCCUUGAGGUGCAAAAAUCUGACUUGCUUCCAGUUCCCAGAGAAGCUAAUGAUAUCAUGUCUGUGCCUGUGCAAGCAGUUGUGUGUAGUCUCUCGGAUGUCCCUGCCCAUGUUCCCAGGGAGGCGAACAGCUGGUUUGAGACAAGUUCUACAGAAUGUACAUUUCGAGCACUAAUAGUGGCCCGAGAACCUGAUGGGAAACUGCUGGUUGAACUGUAUCAGGGAAACACUCAGGUUAAUUCAAAGAUCAAAAAGUUGUUUGGGAUCGAGAUGCACACAGAAGACAAGGUUGUCCACCAUGGUUGGAGAGCACUUGAGGCUCCAGCAAAUCGUACACAACAGACUCCAAAAGUUGUCCCACAGCAAACUAAAGAAAUGGAAGAUCACACUCACACUAUCAAAAGAAACGUCUCCGCCCCAAAAGCAGCACGUCAAAUGAGGAAUUCCGACAUGAAUCUGAAGUCAGCCCCAAAGCCUUUACGCAACGCUCCGUUGGAGCUGUACAGACCUCCACACCAAAGGCAGUCAUGUAGAGCGACACCAAUUAAUACAGGAAAUGGUUCUGAGCCGACCGGUGCCUUUAUCACACCAGGAAAAGAGAGUCUUUUUACAGAAACGAAACCGCUCAAGUCUAAAUCACCUGGCACAGAAUCCCAGAAUGAAAGCAAUGCUGAAAAAUUCCCUAAACUUGCAGACUUGCCAUCAAAAUCUAUCACAUCAGAUAUGGAAGCAGAGGUUUAUGUCUCGCACUGCAACAGCCCUUUGAGUUUUUAUGUGCAACUUGUCAGAGAGGAGGAUGAAAUAUUCUCCCUUGUGGAAACUCUAAAUGAUCCCGAAUCCACCCCACAAACAAACGACAUCAAAGACUUGCGACCCGGUGACCUUGUUCAAGCGGAGUUUGCAGAUGAUUCCUCGUGGUAUCGAGCAGUUGUCAAAGAGAUCCACAACAAAACGAUGGUUCUCGUCGAGUUUGUGGAUUUCGGAAAUACGGCAGAGAUGCCAAUUUCAAAGAUAGGCCGACUCCAAAAAACUUUCUUGCAACUUCCCAUGUACAGCACACACUGUAUGCUGAGCGAGGCUGCAGGUCUUGGAAAAGAGGAAUUCCUUGACUCAGAAGUGGUGUCAGCUUUCAAAGAAGACCUCGGCAAUGGGGGAGAAAAGGUGCUCAAAUGCCAGUUUAUCAGGCAGUCAGGAUCUGUGUGGGAAGUCAGUCUUGAAGACUGUGGUGAGACUGUCAAGUGUAAGGCACCUACUAAAUGCUCAACUAAUGGUUUUGAAACUGCCCCAGAAAAAUUUGAACAAGUUGAGGAAAAACCUGGCCAGAACUCUGACACCAGGAAUGUGCCAGAGAACUCAGAGAAAUUGUUGCAUAACCCUUGCUCUGUGUGUUACCACCAACAAGAGUUUUUGGAGGGACAGAAGUUGGACGUCUACAUCACAGCUAUAAAUGAUGAUCAGACCUUUUGGUGUCAGCCUGCGGACUCUGAAGAGCUUGAUAAGAUAACUUCAAGUGUCUCAGAAGUGGGAGAUGCAGUCGAUCACAAACCUAUUGACCCAGGCUCGCUCUCUCCCGGCAGGCCAUGCGUUGCUCUCUUUUCAGACGACAAUUUUUGGUACCGCGCAGAGGUCAUCGACAAAGAUGGAGAUGAGCUGUCUGUUCUCUUUGUAGACUAUGGAAACAAGUCCCAAGUAAGCGUUACAAAUGUGAGAGAAAUGCCCCCUAGCCUGAUGGAAAGUCCUCAACAGGCAUUUUUGUGCGAGCUUGAAGGCUUUGAUGCGUCCCAUGGAUCCUGGGACAGUGGAGCGGUAGAGGAGUUGUCAGCGCUCACAGCAGACAAAGCUUUACAGCUGACUGUCACCAGAGUAACAAGAGCAGAAGGAAACAUCAAAUGCCUUGUGCUGAUGGAAUGUGAGGGCCAGGUUCUAAAUGAAGCACUGAAAACCUGGUGGAAGAACUCCACGGAAAACGAACCUGGUGCAGAUGGACCAACCACUUUGUACGAAACGCCACGGCAGCGUGACUCAACAGUGGAAGAGACUGCACCACCCGAGGAUCACCUCGAGUGUCCCGAAGGCCAAGACAUGGAUACCACUGAUGCUUGCAUUCACCCUCAGAGAGACCACAGUGAAGAGCGGAGCACUGCCGAGUUUGCGGACACCCACACAGGUGUUUUGCCAUGUGAUAGUGGCAUAGAUGAAGCCAUGUUUCCUCCACUUACUAAAAAAGGUGACCAAAGUGUUUUGAUCUCGGGCUGUGACAAGAGUGCAGUGGAAACGGAAAGAGGCACCGAAGAGGAGGGCUUUUCACUGAUGGACAUUAUAGGGCCAGAUGACUUGAGUUCUCCAUUCGAUGAGUCUCUGCUUGGGGAGGUUAAUACCUACAGCAUGGAAAGCAGCUUUGACGUCCUACAUUUUUCUGAUCCGACUGAGGAAAGAGAUGACAGCGAGGUUACCAUAGCAAGGGAUAAAUAUUUUACCAGUACAACAGCGAAAAUGGUUUCCCGUGAAGCUCUUCGUCGCAGAGAGAGCAUUGAUCUGCCUGAGACCCAUGAUAACAUUUCUGACGACUUGAAUCAGAAUCAGACUGAAUUGGUGCUGCCCUCCUGUGUGCUUACUGCGUUGGAUGCUCCUACAGAGCAGGAAAUUGACAGUGGAGAUGAUGUCCCAAAGGAAGAGCUGCCAUGUGUUACCACACAUGCUGAGGGUGACGGGGUUGAAGAGGUCCCAUGUUCUGUUGAAGUAGUAGUCCCGUGUUCUGUUGAAGAAGAGGUCCCGUGUGCUGUUCAAGAAGCGGUUACCUGUUCUAUUGAAAUAGUAGUCCCGUGUUCUGUUGAAGAAGAGGUCCUGUGUUCUCUUGAAGAAGAGGUCCCGUGUGCAGUUGAAGAUGUGAUCCUGUGUGCAGUUGAAGUAGAUAUCUCGUGUGAUGUUGAAGAAGCGGUGACCUGUUCUGUUGAAGCAGUGACUUCUUCUGUUGAAGGAGAGGUCCUGUGUACAGUUGAAGGAAAGGUCUUGUGUACAGUUGAAGAAGCGGUGACCUGUGAUGUUGAAGAAGUGGUGACCUGUGCUGUUGAAGAAGCGGUGACCUGUGAUGUUGAAGAAGCGGUGACCUGUGCUGUUGAAGAAGCGGUGACCUGUGCUGUUGAAGAAGCGGUGACCUGUGAUGUUGAAGAAGCGGUGACCUGUGAUGUUGAAGAAGCGGUGACCUGUGCUGUUGAAGAAGCGGUGACCUGGGCUGUUGAAGAAGAGGUGCCGUGCUCUGUUGAAGAACAGGUGCCGUGCUCUGUUGAAGAGGCCUGUUUGACAGACAUCUGCACAGAUCCAAAUGAGCCAAGUGGUGAUGACAAAGUCACCCGUGCCAGAUAUCUCGGCAGUACAACAGUAAAGGAAAUGGUCCAGAACGAAUCGUCGCCGCUUCCUUGUAGGGUGCUUCUUCAUGAACCAAUAAUUGAAGCUCCCUCAGAGAAAGAAAUGGGAGACUUUGCCCUACAGGAUGAGGCGAUACAUAACCAGAAUAACUCUGAGACUGAAGACGAGGCCUCAUCUCUUCAUGAAGAUAGCUCAUCUUGUCACGAGGAUGAACUUUUUGCUCUGCCAUCUCACACGGAGCCACAAGCCUACACAGUUCCCUGUCCAGAUUUGAGUCACCUGGUUGAAGAGGUAACCUGUCUUGUCGGAGAGAUCUGUCUGACGGACGUCUGCAGAGACUCACGGCAUGAAGGCAAAAGGGAGGCGAGCGAGCAGCUGGUGCCUACACCCCCUGAUGAAAAUGAGGAUUUCAGCAAAGGUGUGCUUGAGGAAGAAAUGUCCCCUUCUGCUGAUGACAGUUUUGAGGCCCAGCUGUCACAGAUAACUCACCUCUCUCUGAUAAUCAAUGAUGACUCUGCUGAUAUUGUGCUAGUUGAGCAGCAGCCAGAGGAUUAACCACCCUCGGAUACCUUCAUUUGCCUUUAUCGGCAACAUUCUAUCAACUGCAUAUGCCUUAAGUUAGGUUCAAGUUAAGUUUUUUUUGUUAGUUUUUUCCUUUGCUGCGUAUGUUCUGUAAGUGCUCAAUGGCUAUUUUGAUUUGUUAAGAUUGACCAGGCAGUUCAUCGUUGUCCUUCGGCCCAGUGGCUCAUUUCAUUGUUCCUGUUGGAAAAACAACCUUGUGGUUAAAAGUGGCUUUGUACAGUAAUGGCUGUAAUACCUCCGAGUUUGUCAGUGUCCACGUGCUUAGCCAGUGUUACUUUAUCUGUUGUGAUAAACUGCCACAGCAUUCUUUUGGAAAUUAUUGAAUAUUUUGUUUAAAAAGCUAUAAAUGGCAGAUUUGAAUGGUUGUCUGGUGAAAUGCAGUUUUGUGUGGAUACAUGCAUGCCUUUAAGAAAUAUUUAUGUUUGCACAAUAAAUAUUCUAGAUUUAUGGA
This is a messenger RNA of Perca flavescens (yellow perch), 8039 nucleotides long. It is a transcript of the gene tdrd6a, whose product is annotated as tudor domain containing 6a. The record is from RefSeq and is a predicted model, not a curated record. The transcript has 17 exons. The coding region runs from base 473 to 7561 and encodes 2362 amino acids. NCBI's taxonomy places the organism in Eukaryota, Metazoa, Chordata, Actinopteri, Perciformes, Percidae.